GAAGCAGGGUAGUCGCAGGAAAAGGCAAAGUGGGAAGUAAACAUAGCACUUAGCCUACCGCUAUCGUUCACUAAAAACUCGUCUCCGGAGCAAAGUCACUGUUAUUCUUAGCAUUUGAUGACAGCGGAUCAGAGUAAAUGUGUCUGGGUGUAGUUUGAUUUCGUCUGUGGAGUAAUGGAACAAGAAGGAGCCAUUAGAUGAAGUGACGCCGAGACCGACAAGUGUCCAGUGGUAUGUCACUCGUGACUCAGCGACAUAUUCUGAUCCCUGGAGUGGUAUACCCAUCCUCAAAAGAAGCACCAGAAACUUUCCAAGCUGGGGACAGGAGGCAGGUAUGGGGGCUUCUUCGAGCACAUGUGAUGGAUCCCAGGACAGUGGGAUCAGGCAAAAUGACAAGCAGCCUAUAAUUGAGAAGGAUGACAUUAAGAGGAGGGGCUCCAGCAGGAAACACAGCUCAGGAGAAACAGUACACUGUCCCACCUGCCAGGGUACAGGACGUAUACCCAGAGGGCAGGAGAGCAAGUUGGUAGCUGUCAUCCCCUGUACUGACCAGAGGCUGAGACCCAGACACACGAAGCUGUACGUAGCCGUGUCUGUUGGGAUUUGCCUCCUGGUCAGCUCCCUGGUGCUGUUCUUCCUGUUUCCUCGCUCUGUCCUUCUUUCUCCAGUAGCCGUCAAGUCAUCCUUUGUUUACUUCACUGAACAGGAUGUCCAAAUUAACAUUACGAAUGUUGUGAAUAUCACAAACUGCAACUUUGCACCAGUGCAGGCCUACAAUCUGACCGUGCAGGCCCUGAAUUUUGGUACGGUGGUGGGAACAGUUGCCAUCAAGAACGUCGCCAAUAUCCAGCCUCUGUCCAUCCAAACGUACUCCUUUGUGAUCCCCAUCAAGCUGACAGACCCUGGCCUGUGUGACUACUGUAAGAAACCAUAUCUUCAUGUCCACAUUCUGUAUCUGCACUUGCAGUCAGCUGAAGAGGUGACAGGAAACAGGAUGAGAGAGAGGGGGAGUGAUACGCAGUAAAGGGACCUGGGAGUUGGGAGUCUAACCCGAGUCCGCUGCAAAGGAUGCCUGUUCUACCAACUGAGCUAAAUGGCACCCCCAAAAUCUGUCUUUUUGACUUUAACCUUGGGUGUUGCCAUAGAGGAAAACAAAGAUUCAGACCACUUUUAUAAAGAAUAUAACACACAUUCAGAAAAGCUAUUUUGUGCAGUCAGUACUCUUGCAAACAAAACAUGAUAAUUGCCCGCCUCUGUUGACUUCACUGGUUGAAUCUUUAAACAGAAGUCAUUCAGUCAUAUUGUUAGGAUGGUUUGACUGAUGUCACUGCUAAGUCUAUCGCCAGAGAAUGGAUGAAUAACCAUUUACACUAUCUGUGUUGACGUCUGGCCCAGUGUGUGCUGUGAAGCCUGUGCUCACAUGACUCUUGGUCAACAGAUAUACAGUCCAUCACAGUGAUUCACUUAAGACUGGAUGGGGAAGAAAAGCAUCCCUGUGUUUGCCUCAAUGUAAUUAUAGCUCAAGCUCGUGUGAGUUUGUGUGUGUUCUGACUCAUGCCACCUUUGGGGGCAGAUCCCAGAGUCAGUACUGCAUUUGCAUGAAAAUAGUUCCACCUAAACUUCAACACUUAGGGAGUAAGUCUGCUUUUGUUCCUCAGACUAAAUAUGUUCAUGCAAAUGCCAUCUUGACUCUGGUGUUUGUUCAUAUAUUUGUGGUAUAAGUCAGAACACGUGCACACACAUUUGACGUGCCUUUACUCUGCUAGUUACAGCAAGUGCUGCUGAGAACAGCAGUGGUGCAGAAGGGCAAGGUGUGUGUGGGCCAGGGGAAGGUGUUGCUGACACACUGUUUUUUUUGGUCUAAUAUGCAUUUGCUGACUUGCGACCACUAGUGAUGUUCAAUUUGAUAUUUAGGACCUUUUACCACUAACAGGCUAACUAGCUCUAAAAAAAAUUCUGACUCCCUAGGGUCUGCCUGGAAAAAUCUGGCCAUUAGACAAAUUUAGAUGAUAACCCUUACUAUACAGGCUGAGUGGUACCCGAUAUGUCAACCUUUCUCUGACAACUCAACCCUGGGAAUCUGUGGAUGAAGUGCUCAACAAGACAUAGUUGAAUAUGUUCAGUGACUCUACAGUAAAUAAAUAUACAUAUAUUUUACUGUUUGUAUACAAUGUAAACACACACGACAGGAGUUUUUGGAUGUCAGGUUGGCUGUUUCCCUCUGCUUCCAGUCAUCAUGCUAAGCUACAUUAACCACAUCAUGACUCCAGCUCUGUGCUGAACACACACACUUUGCUGACACCUGAUCACAUAUCAAGCGUAGUUCCCCAAAUGCUGAACUGCUCCUUUAAAUUGCUAAUCUGUGUCUCUAUACCACUAAUGUUCUUGAACUUGAUAUCAGUGUCAGUUCAGUUCUGCCAUGUUUGGUCUUCCCUCUG
Molecule: messenger RNA, 2438 nt
Organism: Acanthopagrus latus (yellowfin seabream)
Lineage: Eukaryota; Metazoa; Chordata; Actinopteri; Spariformes; Sparidae
Product: transmembrane protein 106B-like
Exons: 8
Coding region: 335-1024 (229 amino acids)
Source: RefSeq, a predicted model, not a curated record